AUGACCGGCCUUCGCGUGCAGAUUGCCUCGUUCAACGCCAACCUCCAGGGCGCAGACGCAACCCGCCCAGACCUCACCCCCUGGCUAGUCCCCGCCGUACACCAGCCUGCCAUCGACAACCUCGCCUCGUCCAGCACGCCCGCCACCAAGCCCUCAUCACCCCUCCCCGCCCACCACUUCCGCUCCACCAACCCAAACACGCCCUCGUCGCAUCCAUCCCUCCCGCGCGAGGCACCCGACUUUUACGCAGUCGGCUUCCAGGAGCUCGUCCCUCUCCACUCGGGCUUCGCAGCCACCUCCGGCCUCGCCCUCUACAACACCGACCUCGACAUCCGCAAGACCCUACGCCCGCACCAGGCCGUCGUCUCGGGAAAUGGCAUGUACGCCGAGGCCCACCUCGGCGGCGGACCCGAGUCCUACGCCCUCCUCUGCCGCGUCGACCUCGUCGGCAUCGCCCUCUUUGUCUACGCCCGCGAACGCCCCCCCUUCGCAGCCGCUCCCAAAAAGGCCAGCGCGGCCUCCAGGGUAAAGGAGAUCCGAAAGGCCACCGUCGGCACCGGUCUCGGCGGGUUGAUGGGCAACAAGGGCGCCGUCGGCGUCCGCCUCGUCGUCGCCAGCCCAGAUGGCACCGGCCAAGACGAGGUCCUCACCUUUGUCACCGCCCACCUCGCAGCCCACGACCACAACGUCGAGCGCAGAAACACCGACUGGAGGCAGAUCGUGCAGCGUCUCGUCUUUGAGCCUUCUUCGGUCUCGAGGCUGCCCAUAGUCCAGGACGCCAACGUCAAGACCUCGCCCACCAACCUCGACGCCCUCCAGCAGCAGUACCACGCCGCCAACCCGGCCUCGUCCAAGGCCAAGAUCGACCGGACACCCCGGCCCCUCGACACCCGCUCCUACACCCUCUACGACUCCACCCACCUCUUCGUCUUUGGCGACCUCAACCACCGCAUCGCCCUCGGGCCCACGUCGGUCCCGGGCGCUUCGUCGGCCCAACCGCUCACAAAGCAACGCUUGGCGUCGCUGCUCGAUUCCAAGGAUUGGGCAUCGCUGCAGCCGCACGACCAGCUGACGCAGCAGCGCCUCGCCUCGUCUGCCAAAGCCUUCCAUGCCCUGACAGAGGUCAGCAUCGCAGAGAUGAACGUGCCACCCACGUACAAGUACAAGGUCGUGCGAGACGGCGAAGGCACCCCGUCCAAGAAGCAGAAGAAGGCCGGAAAGGCGGCAGCGGCGGCGGCGGCGGCGGCAUCGGCGCCAGGACAGGAGCUGAGCACGAAGCGGAUCCCCGGCUGGACGGAUCGCGUGCUCUGGGCGUCGGCGGCCGCGGCUGGACCCUCGAGCGAUGCGGCGGCGACCUACGACAAGCAGGGAGUCGAGGUCGAGCUCUUCCGAAGCGUCAUGGAGAUGACGCACUCGGACCACAAGCCCGUGACGACUCUGCUGCAGCUCCCUAGGCCGAAUGGCAAGGCGGGCAACGCGCCGCCCCUGCUCUCCUCGCACAACCCCUACCCGCCACUAUCGGCGCCGCACCGCUACAUCCUCUCCCUGAUCGGCUUCCUCCUCGACAGGGCGGUGGGCUACCUCUGGACGGCCAUCAUCCUGCUCGGCGGCGGCAACCUGAUCGGCGGAGCCGUCGAGGUCGUCGUCCUCGGCGCCAUCACGGCUUGGUGGCUCAGCCGCGGCGGAGGAGAGGGCGGCGGCGACCUGAGUUGGUGGAUCUACGGAUCAUCGCGGUCCUGA
Pseudozyma flocculosa PF-1 is the source of this 1740-nucleotide messenger RNA. RefSeq lists its product as uncharacterized. Bases 1 to 1740 code for a protein of 579 amino acids. The transcript has 2 exons. NCBI's taxonomy places the organism in Eukaryota, Fungi, Basidiomycota, Ustilaginomycetes, Ustilaginales, Ustilaginaceae. Gene Ontology annotation, biological process: phosphatidylinositol dephosphorylation. Gene Ontology annotation, molecular function: phosphatidylinositol-4,5-bisphosphate 5-phosphatase activity. The record is from RefSeq and is a predicted model, not a curated record.